Messenger RNA from Cucumis melo (muskmelon), 962 nucleotides. RefSeq lists its product as uncharacterized. The record is from RefSeq and is a predicted model, not a curated record. The transcript is spliced from 5 exons. The coding region runs from base 340 to 690 and encodes 116 amino acids. NCBI's taxonomy places the organism in Eukaryota, Viridiplantae, Streptophyta, Magnoliopsida, Cucurbitales, Cucurbitaceae.
CUUUCCCUUCCUCUCGCAAACACACUCGCAAAAACCCUUCAAAUGCUUUGGCUGACGCAGUCUCUCUCUGGCAAACGCUCUCCAAUUCGUGAAAGCACAACUUUCCCUCUCUCUCGCAAACGCUCCAGCCGCCGUAGAUCUCGACUUUCUCUCUCUCUUGAAAAUGCUCUUGGUGUCAUUUGAAGGAGCUCACCAAACGCUCGCAAAAACCCUCGCAUCCGCUGUGAUACACGUUCGCCGUCGAAAUCAACCUCUAGCCACUGCUGUCUCUUCCUCUUCCCUAUUCAUCUUCGUUCGUCGUCUCAAGUUGUUCGAUGCUUCUCCUCCCUCAUCCGUUUGAUGCAAAAUCUAGAAAAUAUCCAUGUGAAUCCACAUAAUGCAGAGGUACAAAAACAACUAAAUGAGAAUCCAUUCCUUUUCUCAUCCUUUUCAGUUGGGAGAAGCUCUCUUUUUGAAGAAAUCGACAAAACACAUCUGGAAGUGCCUUUCAAUCGCAAUCACAAGUUGGUGGUAAAAAUUGUGGCUAAAGUGAAAGAUGAACAUAAGCUAUUUGAUGAAAUGCGAAGGAGAAUUUUAAGUUUUAAGAACCACAAGUAUUUGGUUUCUUUUUUAAACAAGGAGCAUUUGGAGCAUUUUCAAGUUCUUGCAGAACUACAAGUCCCUUACCUGGUCGGUGGAGAUGCCGAUUGAUUUCUAUAUAAACGGCACAGCUAUAUCAGUAUGUCUUAAAUUCCUCAUCAUUUACCCUUGUUGUUUCGGUGUCUGCACUCAAUUAGCCAGUGAACCUAUAUUUUUAACGAGACCAUCAAAUUAGACAUUAAUGAAACUUGUACACAAGGGUAGGUGCAAUAUAUAUGAAUAUCAAAAUAACGUUAUCGUUUGUUAUCGUUUAGCGUUUAUUUUUUAUCGUUUAUAUAUAUUUGGUAAUUUACAAGAUCGUGUAUCAAUUGUAUAUUAUUCUA